AUGCUCACAUCCAUAACUGGAAUCGCUGGUUGUAUCCUCACAACUGCUCAACUGCCACUCGGCGUUCUCCGUCGUAAACUCCGCCGAGAUCAUCGCAAGUAUCUUAUGACGGCAUCGGCGGCAGUUUUAGUGGAGUUUUGGGUGACCAGAAAACACGGCAUUCUCGCCGGACUCUUCGCUGGAGCUCUCCACUUCGUCGGAAGUCGCUUGGUCAUCCCCGGGAUCACCGGCGGGAUCGGCUCUGGGAAGUCCACGGCGGUCGCAUAUCUAGAGGCGAAAUAUAAUGUCCAGGUUAUCGAUGCGGAUAAGAUAGCUCGAGAAAUCAUGGAGCCGGGCCGUCCAGCAUUUAAUGAAGUAGUUGCUUCAUUUGGAGAUGGAAUAGUAACUCCUCAAGGCCAAAUCAACAGGCAGAAAUUGGGCGAACUUGUUUUCGCCGAUGCAAAGGCUCGAGCCUUGCUGAAUACAAUAACUCACAAGCAUAUCAUUAUAACUAUGCUGUGGCGACUUUUCUCCUAUCGUGUGCUUCCUCCCUACAACAAGCCUCCGAUAGUGAUGGAUGUGCCUCUGCUGCUCGAGACGCCGGGGCUGUCGUGGGUCUGCGACCCGGUGGUUGUCGUCUAUGUGGACCCCCAAACUCAGUUGGAUCGUCUUGUGAAGCGGUGCCCGACUGAGAGUGUUACGAAUCUGACUAACAGAGUUAAGUCGCAGAUGCGCCUUGAAGACAAGGCCGCUCUUGCUGACCGAGUUGUGGAUAAUCGUGGCGACUUGAAGCACUUGGAGAAGCAAGUUGAUGAUUUGUAUGAGAAAGAAAUCAAGAAUAUGUAA
This is a messenger RNA of Perkinsus marinus ATCC 50983, 825 nucleotides long. Its product is annotated as dephospho-CoA kinase, putative. Gene Ontology annotation, biological process: coenzyme A biosynthetic process. Gene Ontology annotation, molecular function: ATP binding; dephospho-CoA kinase activity. Bases 1 to 825 code for a protein of 274 amino acids. The transcript is spliced from 4 exons. The record is from RefSeq and is a predicted model, not a curated record. Lineage: Eukaryota; Perkinsozoa; Perkinsida; Perkinsidae.